Molecule: messenger RNA, 2901 nt
Organism: Misgurnus anguillicaudatus (oriental weatherfish)
Lineage: Eukaryota; Metazoa; Chordata; Actinopteri; Cypriniformes; Cobitidae
Source: RefSeq, a predicted model, not a curated record
GGUGACGUCAUCAAACCUUUCUCGAAUCGUGCCACAAUCUCCAAACGGCGCGAGAAGUCACAUUUGUCUUAUCUUUAAUUUUGUGAGACUUAUCACUUUAUUCUUCGUUGUUGAGCUGGAGACACCGCCUUUCCUGUCCCUCGGCUUCCUCCAGCCGUCUGCAGAAAGUUUGGCACCUUCAAGGGUUCACCAACAUUAUUUUGUGGACGACAGCUAGAGAAAGCGGUCUGUUCAGCCGUAGCGUGUGGAUUUCUUCGGCCACCAGUGCUGUCUUGUGAAACUAAACCAUGGGGAAGCAGAACAGUAAGCUCCGCCCUGAGGUGAUGCAGGACCUGCUGGAAAGCACGGACUUCACAGAGCACGAGAUCCAGGAAUGGUACAAGGGCUUUCUUAGGGACUGUCCCAGCGGCAACCUAUCCAUGGAGGAGUUUAAGAAAAUCUACGGAAACUUCUUCCCCUACGGAGACGCCUCCAAGUUCGCAGAGCACGUGUUUCGCACUUUCGAUGCGAACGGCGACGGCACGAUAGACUUUCGGGAGUUCAUCAUUGCGCUGAGCGUCACGUCACGAGGAAAGCUGGAACAAAAGCUCAAGUGGGCGUUCAGCAUGUAUGAUUUGGAUGGUAACGGUUACAUCAGCAAGUCGGAGAUGCUUGAGAUUGUGCAGGCAAUUUAUAAGAUGGUAUCGUCUGUGAUGAAGAUGCCAGACGAUGAGUCUACGCCUGAAAAGAGAACAGAGAAGAUCUUCAGACAGAUGGACACAAACCGGGAUGGGAAACUGUCUCUGGAGGAGUUCAUCAAAGGGGCAAAGAGCGACCCAUCCAUCGUGCGUCUGCUACAGUGUGACCCCAGCAGUGCAGGACAGUUCUGAGAUCCGUGACACGUGUCGACCUUUUAUUUAUUUAUGGGUUUUAAUUUACUUUUAAUAUAGUCACUCCUCCCACUCGCAGGGAAAUGAUGGAGGGUCAGUUUUUCCAGAGUAGGGCAUCUGGGUCCCAUCAGACUGAGCUUGGCCAGAUGUACACACACACACACACACACACACAGAGAGAGAAAGAGAGAGUUAUUGGCUGCGUUAUCCCUUUAGGGAGAUACACCAGGUCAACAGGAACCCUGUGAUGGAGUGAAUUAUGGUAACUAAAGCAUCUAUCUGAGCUUAGAUCACUUCCUGAUUAGAAAACAGACUUUGUGUCAUGUUAAGUACACGGUCAGUAAUCAUUUAUGAUUUAAAAAAAAGUGUUUUUAUUUUUAAAAGCUUGUAGACGGGCCAGUUUAAGAGUCAGGAAGGAAUAACUGAUGCUUCAGUAAAGGAGUGAUUUCUCCUUUCCUUUUUUUUCUUUUUGAAUCCUGUAAAAAAGAAAAAUGGUCUGUUUGUCUAUUGACACCUCAGCCUUAGUAAUUUGUAUAUUUGGGUACUUAAUACAGUCACUGCAGACUCAUUCCAAUUUUUAGAUUGAUCUAGAUGAUGUUUUAAUAGUUUAUUGACAUCCUAGUCUUGGCCAACUUUGUUAUUGGCAGAUCACAGUAUUAUUAUUAUUGUUAUCCCAUGGGACCAAUAAAUCAGGCAUUCAAAUCGUUCUUAUUGUGCACAAAUGGUUCCCAACAUUUUACUUGCGGUCCAAAGAGCCUUAUUAACAAGUGCUGUAAACGCACAUCCGGUUUUAUGUCGAGUAGUUUUAGUUUAACAAAGUCUACUGUUUGAAAGACUUAAAAAACAAGUUCUGUUUCUUUUCCAAGUUUUCUAAUGUUUGUACUCUUGUAACGUUUAGGCUUGUAUAUAAAUCUAAAAUGUCAGACGCGCAUGCAAAACUGUACUCCAACUUUGACCGCAGCGAUCAGUUUUAAUCGAUGUUUUUAGUGAAAAGCAUGUAACACCUAUUUUAUCUGCAUUUGUGUACAGGAGAGUAUUUGUGUAAUUGGUAUGCAUGUCGUGUGUGGUUGAGAUCAGUUACAACCCUGGUUAUAGAUGUUGUGAUGCAUUGUUUGCAUUAUUGCAGAAAGUGGGCUAAUUACUUUUUGUUGUCGAAGAACUAAAGCUUUGAUUUAAAGCUUGUAUGAGAGUUUUCUGCUAUAUAGACAGUCUUUAACUCUGGGUUGUACACAUGAGCAUCAUCAAGUUACUGAAUUGCCUUAUACACACUGAAGUAAUGCUGUUAGGCUUUUAGUUUUUCUUUUUAAUUAAGCUUGCUUACAUCUGAAAUGAACAUCUGCUGAGAGUUUAACCCUAUGGCUUUCCCAUUCACCUAAUUUAUAAAAAAACAAAGCAGUAGUGGUUUAUUUUGAUCCUUCUACCUUUAAAAAAAAUAAUGCUUUUGACUUAAAGAAGAGCAUCAUCGGACUCAUUCCUUUUUGAAUAGCCACUCAUGUGUUGUCCAUUCAUUUAUAACACUGCCCUGAACAUUAACAAUAUGUUGUUUCAAAGUACUAUCAUCAUAUUGUAUCACCUUCUGUCAUGCUUUUAUUGAGCAAGCUGAAGUCACAGAGCUCCUCUAUGUCUCUGUAAACAUCAACGCCUCACCACAGUGCAUUCAAUUCUGCUAUAUGGUUAACUAAACAUAUUUGAAUGUUUGUUGUUGGGUUUUUAUUCAUUAUAACUGCUGGUUUUGUAAAAAUUGAAAAGGCAGAUCAAACCUGCAUUUUUUGUUAAAAAUGCAUAUUUUAUGUUUUUUGUUUCGUUUUAAACCUCUGACACAACAUUUCUGUAUCACAAAUAUAUAUCAUGUGGUCAGGUGCCAAAAAUAUGGAAGCAGUAUUGUAUAAAUUUAUACUGUACAAUUGUUAUUUGUUUGUAAUUGUUGCAUUUUGUAGAUUUUGUAUGGUAAUCUGUAUUUUGUGACUGUAGAUUUGAGGCAUAGACAUUUGUUUUGGUUAUAAGCAGAAAUUAAAUCUGAAGAGAACAGAAA